This is a messenger RNA of Ctenocephalides felis (cat flea), 1019 nucleotides long. RefSeq lists its product as uncharacterized. The coding region runs from base 42 to 1019 and encodes 325 amino acids. The record is from RefSeq and is a predicted model, not a curated record. Lineage: Eukaryota; Metazoa; Arthropoda; Insecta; Siphonaptera; Pulicidae. The transcript is spliced from 9 exons.
AUUGGAGGAGAGCAAUUGUACCUAUAUAUAUUAUAUUACAAAUGUUAACAAAAGAAUGUCUAUCACAUGGCAGACUGAUGGAUCCUCCAGCCAGAAAUGCAAUGUGGAGGUUUGGAUAUCCAAAUCCGGUCAAUUACAAUGACAACGAACUAUUUUGUGGAGGCUACGCAGUGCAGUGGGACAAAAACGAAGGCAAAUGUGGUUUAUGUGGAGACCCUUACCAUGUUGAAAAGCCGAGACCUCAUGAAGCUGGUGGAGAAUUUGCUAGAGGAGUUAUUGCUAGAAGAUACGUGAUGGGCCAAAAAAUCGAAAUCGAAGUGGAACUAACAGCCAACCAUUGGGGCACUUUUGUUUUGAAAUUGUGUCCGACGAAUCAUCAUAAAAUUGAAGCCACCCAGGAAUGUCUGGACGGUUAUCCUUUAUACGUUGCCGGUACCAAGAAACAUUUUGUGAUACCCCGAGAUUCUAAUAAGAAGGAUGUGUUCAAGUAUCAUGUCUCCUUGCCAAAGGACCUCACGUGUACCCAUUGUGUUUUGCAAUGGACUUAUCACACAGGUAACAUGUGGGGCCAAUGCGCCAACGGCACCGAAGCCGUCGGUUGCGGCAAAGCAGAAACCUUCAGAAACUGCGCCGACGUUUCCAUAGUCUCCAACGCAGGAGGCGGCAGGCCUCCAACCUCCCUGCUCUACAAUCGCCUGGCUCAAUUCCUGAAUCAACAAGCUCCUUAUUUGUUGUACUACCAGGAUGUCAGGGAGCCUGAAAAUGUUUAUCCAGUCGUAGUAAGAGAUCAAGUAUGUCUAGCCAAAGGUCUGUUCAAAAAAUCACCUUACAUGGAUCAAUGGUGCCAAACAAACUGCCUUAGUUAUCCACCGAAUUGUCCACAAGUCAUAUGUCAUUGUCCGCAAACUUGUGAUGCAAUAGGAGAUCUAAAAGACCGUGAAGGGGCAGAUGUGUAUUGCCAAGACCUCUGUAUCAAAUAUCCAUCGAAAUGUCCAGAACACAGAUGUUCUUGUUAUUAA